Helobdella robusta is the source of this 657-nucleotide messenger RNA. RefSeq lists its product as hypothetical. Lineage: Eukaryota; Metazoa; Annelida; Clitellata; Rhynchobdellida; Glossiphoniidae. Bases 1 to 657 code for a protein of 218 amino acids. The transcript has 2 exons. The record is from RefSeq and is a predicted model, not a curated record.
AUGUUGCCUCCCCUCCCGUCAAAGUUGUCCAGAUCCGCCACUGUCGACAUCUUCUUAUUAAAAAUGACCUGUCACAAUCACAGGAUAGUAUUUAUUAUCUUUUUUUAUUUGUCCGGGUUGCCCACACGGUCGACGGCCGCAUCGGUCUCCGGUGAUCCUUUCGACCUGGAUUACUCUGGUGUUUUUGACAAGCUGACGGCCGUGCUGAAAUGUGUACCGGUGUACAACCAUAUCCCUAAGCCAUGCAGGGAGAAGUUCGCACAUGAUCUGAACGCCUUGCUGACGGCUGUUUGUAAUGACCCUGGUGACCCGGCUCACUGGGUUAGACUCCACUGUUUUGUCUCAUACGUCUUACAGAAGACUUCCAUAGGGGGUCGCCAGGUCAACCAGGGCAAUCUGGUCAACAAGCGUCUAAGCGAAUAUUCAACUUUUGGUCUUGAAACCCUGGUACUGUGCUUUGAUGGGUUCAAUAAUGCCAAAUCACAAAAGCAAAACUCCGAUCGGUGGAUCAACGCUGUGUCAUCUUGUAUUGAACAGGGAAACCUGUCCUCGGCUGUCAGACUUGACUGUUUGCCGGAGGGCCUGGCGGAAAGCUCGCCAGCCACUUUCGAUAAAUUAUGUUCCAUCCACCCAAAAAUUUCGGUGGACAGGCGUUAA